Passer montanus (Eurasian tree sparrow) is the source of this 2580-nucleotide messenger RNA. It is a transcript of the gene NFKBIE, whose product is annotated as NFKB inhibitor epsilon. The coding region runs from base 1 to 1083 and encodes 360 amino acids. The record is from RefSeq and is a predicted model, not a curated record. Gene Ontology annotation, molecular function: protein binding. Lineage: Eukaryota; Metazoa; Chordata; Aves; Passeriformes; Passeridae. The transcript has 6 exons.
AUGUCGCGGGCGGCGGGCGGCGAGUGCCGCAAGGAAGCGGCGGGCUGGGAGGGCGAGGACGGGCAGUGCGACUCGGGCAUCGAGUCGCUGCGCUCGCUGCCGGGCGGCCGGGAGACCCCCGCCGCGCCCGAGGGCCCCCCUGCCGCCCCCGAGGAGACCCUCGCCGAGGCCAGCGCCGCCGAGGAGCGGCUGGAUUCCAGCUACGGCUCCGGCGCCCUGCCCGAAGCUCUGCCCGGGCUGCCCGGGGCUCCGGGGGGCCGCCCCGAGGAGCCGCCGCCCCGGGCCGAGGGGCUGAGCCGGCAGCAGCUGGAUGCCCUCACCUACCUUUCGGAGGACGGCGACACGUUGGUUCAUCUGGCCAUUAUCCACUGUGUCCCAGCUGUAGCACUCUGCUGCAUCGCUCAGCUACCCAGGGAGGUGCUGGAGAUCCAAAAUGAUCUUUUCCAGACCCCGCUCCACCUCGCUGUGUACCUGGAGCAGCCCAGCGUGAUCCAGGCACUGAUCCACAAGGGAGUGAACCCCGGGCUGCAGGACCGUAAUGGCAACACCCCUCUGCACUUGGCCUGCGAGCAGCAGCACCUGCAGUGUGCCCAGCAGCUGCUGGAGGGCCCAGCCACGCCCGAUGGCUCAGCUCAGCCCCGUGGGCACCAGCAGGACCUGCAGCUCCAGAACUGGCAAGGCUUGGCCUGUCUGCACAUCAGUACCUUGAAAGGGAACAUCCAAAUGAUGUCUCUGCUGCUGGAGAGCGGCGCCAACAUUGAUGUUCGGGAGGGCACGAGCGGGAAGACCCCGCUGCACCUGGCUGUGGAGUGCCACAACCGUAGGGCUGUCCAGUUCCUGCUGCACAAGGGGGCCUUCGUGGAUGCCCAGAUGUACAACGGGUGCACUCCGCUGCACCUGGCCGUGGGCCGCAAGGAUGCCGCCAUCGCCGCCAUCCUCUCACACUCUGGGGCUGACACCCUGCUGAGGAACAUGGAGAACGAGACAGCUCAGGACCUGGCCGAUGGCAACGAUGAUCUCCUUGCCUUGCUGCCCUUCGAUGACCUGAAGAUCUCAGGGAAGCCUGUUGUGUGCUCUGAAUGAGCAGAUGGACUCCUUUGGCCCGUUGGGCUGCCUCCUUCCUCUGUGCUGCUGCCUGCUGCCCACUAGGAUGUUCUCUGCCUGCAGUUCAGUGGGAGCAGAGACACUCUGGGGGACUUGCCCCACUGCCCCUCCCCUCUUUGGAAGAGUUUUGUUUGCCUCAGGCUGCCUUCCCAGAUGGAAGAAGGUGGCAUUAUGAGCACUACACAGGGGAUGCUUUUCUUUUAGAAUCUGUGCACUGCAGCAGGACUGAAUUUCCCCUCCCUGCCAUGGGUAUGACUUGUGGGGAUCUCCAGCAUGCACAGGGAAGGAGCAGGAGAGGACUCAUUUUCACACUGUAGGUCGGACAGAGCAUCGUCUGGCACCCCAUCAGAAUCAGUGUGGGGUGAGGAGAGUCAACCCUCACUCUAAUAAAUGUUGUUGCUGUGGGCACCAGAGGCCUCAUGUGAUCUAACCCACCCCACAGCAGGAGACUGCACAUCACUGCGGGGGCUUGGGGACCUGAGGGCUUCGGGGCUUUCCCCAGCCUGCUCCCUCAGGUCCUGCACACCGCAGAGGGUGAGUGGGAGCACAGGGCCUUCCCCACCUGCAGAGCCUUUCUGGUGCUCAGGGCAUCCCAGCAAGGUGCUCUGUUCCCAUGCUGUCUUGCUGAACACCUGACAGGAGAAAGAGCUGAGAUAGGAGAUGCUGAAGACUGGGUUGUGGAUCCCUGCUUCUGCCAUUGUGCCUGACACCUUGCUGCUUUGCUGUGCUGUUGUUUCCUCUUUCACAGAGGACAGGAAGAUCCUGCCCCCUCUCUUGCCUUGGAAGGGGGUUAAAAAGCUUAGGGUGUGGGUCUUCCCUGGGUUUUAGAUCCUCCCAGGCUGAAAGUGGAAGAGGUGGCAGCAUUAUCUUCCCAUCCCUUUGGUUAUUCAGCUCACCACCCUUCCCUGCCACUUACUUUUCCAGCCAGAGGAGCACAUGCAGUGCAUUAGGAAAUCAGCCAAAGGUGCUGUGGGAAUGGAGGCAAAGAUGACUUACCCCAUCUCAGCCAGGAAGAUUCCUCACUUGUUGCUUGGGAGCAGCUGCUAUUGUUUGGGACAAAUACUGGAUGGUGCAAUCGACCAGGAUGCUCUGGAGUGAGCUCUUGUCUUCUUCCUCCCUUGUAAGGGAAUGCUGCCAGGAAAGCAACAUAAGGACCCCCCAGGCCUCUGGACCCUGCCUGGUCUCCUCAGCCGGGAGACUCCUGGGCUGGAUUGCUCUGUUUCUUUGGAAUCUUUGCCUCUCACCUUCUGGCAGGGCCUCAACCGUGAUGCAAACCCAUGGGGCUCUUUCAAGGACAUUUUUCACAAGGGACAUGAGGCACUUCCAGGCUGCCCAAAGAAGCAAAGACAGAUGUUGCAGGGCAGUGUGGGAUGGUGUGGCCUGGGCUGUAGCUGGGAGCAAAGGGCAAAGGCAGAAAAAAGUGAUCUGCACUUUUUUUGUUUUGUUAUUUUAAAAUAAAACUGUUUGUUUUAAAAA